Messenger RNA from Dimorphilus gyrociliatus, 1941 nucleotides. NCBI's taxonomy places the organism in Eukaryota, Metazoa, Annelida, Polychaeta, Dinophilidae. The record is from the annotation of a GenBank genome assembly.
AGUUUAUUAAAACCUGAUCAGUAAACUUCCGGUUUGCUGAGUCAAGAAUCAAAUAAGUACCUUGUGUUAUAUCUACGAAAAAGUAUAGUUUGAAUAUGGCCAGCAGAAAAAGCGACAUCCCUCGCCAAUCUUUUAAUUUAGGUCCACAUACGUUUGAUAUACCGAUGAAAUUGCAUGCAGAUAACAGGGAAAGACUCCUCCAAAGAUUGAGAAAUCGCACUGAUUUGCCUGCCAAUUCUGUUAUUGUUUUACAAGGUGGAGAUGAGUCUCCAAGAUUUUGCUCCGAUGUCAACGUUGCACCCUUUCGACAAGAAUCAUUUUUCCAUUGGGCUUUUGGAGUUCUAGAGCCUGGAGCAUUUGGUCUUAUUGACGUAACAAGCGGUCUUUCGGUUUUAUUUAUGCCUAGGCUUCCAGCUGAUUACGCCAUUUUUAUGGGAGACAUUAAGCCAAUGAGCUUUUUUCAACAGCGAUAUGGAACAGAUGAAUGCUACUAUAAUGAUCAAAUUGCUGAAGUUAUUCGAAAUAUUAAUCCUCAAGCUACUUUGCUUACUCUGAGGGGACUAAAUACUGACAGUGGUAGCUUUACCAGAGAAGCCGCAUUUGAUGGUAUUGGAGACUUUGAAGUGAAUAAUCAGAUUCUUCACUUCGAAAUGACUGAAUGUAGGGUACGAAAGAGCGACCUUGAAAUUGACAUUUUGAGAUAUUGUAAUAAAAUCAGUUCGGAAGCUCAUAAGGAGAUAAUGCGAAGAUGUAGACCAGGACAAUAUGAGUACCAAUUGGAAAGUGUCUUCCUUCACCAUUGCUACUCGCAAGGUGGUAUGAGACAUGUCUCUUAUACUUGUAUUUGUGCAAGCGGUAAUAAUUCUUCAAUCCUACACUACGGGCAUGCUGGUGCACCAAAUGAUCGUAGAAUGGAGGCAAGCGAUAUGUGCUUGUUUGAUUUAGGUGGAGAGUAUUACUGCUAUGAAUCGGAUAUUACUUGCUCAUUUCCUUGCGGAGGAAAGUUUUCCAAUGAUCAGCGUCUGAUUUACGAAGCUGUUUUAGACGCUAAUAGAACCGUUUUGAAUGCUUGUAAACCUGGAAUAUUUUGGUUAGACAUGCACAAGUUGGCCGAACGAGUCCUGCUAGAACACUUGAAAGCUAUGGGUAUCCUUACUGGAGACAUUAACGAAAUGAUGGCUGUUCGUUUGGCAGCUACUUUUAUGCCCCAUGGUCUUGGUCAUUUAAUGGGUCUCGAUGUUCAUGAUGUUGGUGGAUAUGCCCCUGGCACUCCCGCUCGAAGUGCUGAACCUGGUUUACGUUCGUUAAGAACUGCCCGAGUUCUCGAGGAAAGAAUGUGCCUGACAAUUGAACCUGGAAUUUAUUUUAUUAAUCACUUGAUUGACGAAGCACUUGCAGACCCCAACAGAAGUCGUUUUAUUAUUGCAGAAAGGGUUAAUCAUUUUAGAAAUUUUGGUGGUGUGAGAAUUGAAGAUGAUAUAAUCAUCACAGCAACAGGAGUAGAACUUCUUACGAAUGUUCCACGUGAAAUUGAAGACAUUGAAAGGCUUAUGGCUGAAGGGAGAUCUAUGUACGGAGAUAAUCCUGUAAUGCGCCCACCAAAGGGAAGGCUAAAUUGAUUAACUUUGCAUUUGUUUUUAUCUACUCUCUUCGGUUUAUGAUUUGAAUCGAGAAAUACAAUUUACAAGAAAACACUGAACAAGAUUGCAGUUUCAAUUAACCCUAAUAGAAUUUAUUUUCCAUGUUCUAUCUAAACAAGAUAAAAAUUUUAAUCUAAAAUUCUUUGUUUCUCUUAUCUAAAUAAAUUUGAUAAACGUCAGAGUAAACAGAUUAAUUUAUAGACUGUUACGAAAUAAAUAUAGAAGAAAUAAUGAAAGUUUUAUUACACUAGAUGUCACUACUAAAGAAGAAAAAAUGUUUUGAUUAGGUUACCUGUUCACA